Messenger RNA from Piliocolobus tephrosceles (Ugandan red Colobus), 6763 nucleotides. It is a transcript of the gene CLASP2, whose product is annotated as cytoplasmic linker associated protein 2. Gene Ontology annotation, cellular component: spindle microtubule; cytoplasmic microtubule; kinetochore. Gene Ontology annotation, molecular function: microtubule binding. The record is from RefSeq and is a predicted model, not a curated record. The transcript is spliced from 31 exons. Gene Ontology annotation, biological process: establishment of mitotic spindle localization; mitotic spindle assembly. NCBI's taxonomy places the organism in Eukaryota, Metazoa, Chordata, Mammalia, Primates, Cercopithecidae. Bases 586 to 4368 code for a protein of 1260 amino acids.
UUAAUCAUGGAAACUGGGCUAUUCCUGUUUGUGCACUUCUAGCUGUCUUCUGUUGUAAAUAUUAAAAGGUAACGACAAAAGGAUGAAAACCUUUUUAAAAAGGCGCAAAUCAGUUAAUCCAUCAGAUCAUGUGAUUGCUACUGAUUACAUGGAUAUCUUUAGGGAAGCAGAAAAUGAUUGCUGAACACAUGCCUUGUGUUUUGAUGAUUGCAUUAAAAGUCCCCCAGCGGGAUGGCAUUUAUUGGCUCUCAGAGCUUUUCUUAGAUUAAAUUUCAGGCAGCCAGUACAAGGAGAAACAUCAUAACCUGUAUCCAACAGCAUAUGUGCAGCUAAAGAAUAAUCUUAAUCAAGUCCUUCUAAGCUCUGCUAAAUAAACGAGGGUUUUCAGCAAGACCCCAGACUUUUAUUUUGAAGUGGAGUAGCAGCUGUUGGCUAUUGCGGUGCAGAGCUGCAGCGAGGCCUGGGUCACACAGUGCUCCGGGUGUCUGCAGGCUGCAGGCCGAGCCCAGUGGCGCAGGCACUGAGCUGUAGUUAUUUGCUGUGCUAUUUGACCUCUUGGUUUGAGAGAGCUCCCUGGACCAUCUAAUGGCUAUGGGAGAUGAUAAAAGCUUCGAUGAUGAAGAAUCAGUGGAUGGAAAUAGGCCGUCAUCAGCUGCUUCAGCCUUCAAGGUUCCUGCACCUAAAACAUCCGGAAAUCCUGUCAACAGUGCAAGGAAGCCUGGUUCAGCAGGUGGCCCUAAGGUUGGAGCAGGUGCUUCUAAGGAAGGAGGUGCUGGAGCAGUUGAUGAAGAUGAUUUUAUAAAAGCUUUUACAGAUGUCCCUUCUGUUCAGAUUUAUUCUAGUCGAGAACUCGAAGAAACAUUAAAUAAAAUCAGGGAAAUUUUGUCAGAUGACAAACAUGACUGGGAUCAGCGUGCCAAUGCACUGAAGAAAAUCCGAUCACUGCUUGUUGCUGGAGCUGCACAGUAUGAUUGCUUUUUUCAACAUUUACGCUUGUUGGAUGGAGCACUUAAACUUUCAGCUAAGGAUCUUCGAUCCCAGGUGGUUAGAGAAGCUUGUAUUACUGUAGCCCAUCUUUCAACAGUUUUGGGAAACAAGUUUGAUCAUGGCGCUGAAGCCAUUGUACCUACACUUUUUAAUCUUGUCCCCAAUAGUGCAAAAGUCAUGGCAACUUCUGGAUGUGCAGCAAUCAGAUUUAUCAUUCGGCAUACUCAUGUACCCAGACUUAUACCUUUAAUAACAAGCAAUUGCACAUCAAAAUCAGUUCCCGUGAGGAGACGUUCAUUUGAAUUUUUAGAUUUAUUGUUGCAAGAGUGGCAGACUCAUUCGUUGGAAAGACAUGCAGCUGUCUUGGUUGAAACUAUUAAAAAGGGAAUUCAUGAUGCUGAUGCUGAGGCCAGAGUGGAGGCAAGAAAGACAUAUAUGGGUCUUAGAAACCACUUUCCUGGUGAAGCUGAAACAUUAUAUAAUUCCCUUGAGCCAUCUUAUCAGAAGAGUCUUCAGACUUAUUUAAAGAGUUCUGGCAGUGUAGCAUCUCUUCCACAAUCAGACAGGUCCUCAUCCAGCUCACAGGAAAGUCUCAAUCGCCCUUUUUCUUCCAAAUGGUCUACAGCAAAUCCAUCAACUGUGGCUGGAAGAGUAUCAGCAGGCAGCAGCAAAGCCAGUUCCCUUCCAGGAAGUCUGCAGCGUUCACGAAGUGACAUUGAUGUGAAUGCUGCUGCUGGUGCCAAAGCACAUCAUGCUGCUGGACAGUCUGUGCGAAACGGGCGCUUAGGUGCAGGUGCCCUGAAUCCAGGUUCCUAUGCAUCACUAGGCCGGGUGAGAGCAAAACUUUCAGCACCACUUACUGGCAUGGGAAAUGCCAAGACAGAUUCUAGAGGAAGAAGUCGAACAAAAAUGGUGUCUCAAUCACAGCCUGGUAGCCGGUCUGGGUCUCCAGGAAGAGUUCUGACCACAACAGCCCUGUCCACUGUGAGCUCUGGUGUUCAAAGAGUCCUGGUCAAUACAGCCUCAGCACAAAAAAGAAGCAAGAUACCACGGAGCCAGGGCUGUAGCCGAGAGGCCAGUCCAUCUAGGCUUUCAGUGGCCCGAAGCAGUCGUAUUCCUCGACCAAGUGUGAGUCAAGGAUGCAGCCGGGAAGCUAGUCGGGAGAGCAGCAGGGACACAAGUCCUGUUCGUUCUUUUCAGCCCCUUGGUCCGGGUUAUGGGAUCAGCCAAUCAAGUCGACUGUCGUCUUCUGUUAGUGCCAUGCGAGUCCUGAACACAGGUUCUGAUGUGGAGGAGGCGGUAGCAGAUGCCUUGAAAAAACCAGCUCGAAGAAGAUAUGAAUCAUAUGGAAUGCAUUCAGAUGAUGACGCCAACAGCGAUGCAUCUAGUGCUUGUUCAGAACGCUCCUAUAGUUCUCGAAAUGGUAGUAUUCCUACAUAUAUGAGGCAGACGGAAGAUGUGGCAGAAGUCCUUAAUAGAUGUGCUAGUUCCAAUUGGUCAGAAAGGAAGGAAGGCCUCCUAGGUCUGCAGAACUUAUUGAAAAAUCAGAGAACACUAAGUCGAGUUGAACUGAAAAGAUUAUGUGAAAUUUUCACAAGAAUGUUUGCUGACCCUCAUGGCAAGAGAGUAUUCAGCAUGUUUUUGGAAACGCUAGUGGAUUUCAUACAAGUCCACAAAGAUGAUCUUCAAGAUUGGUUGUUUGUACUGCUGACACAACUACUAAAAAAAAUGGGUGCUGAUUUGCUUGGAUCUGUUCAGGCAAAAGUUCAGAAAGCCCUUGAUGUUACAAGAGAAUCUUUUCCAAAUGAUCUUCAGUUCAAUAUUCUAAUGAGAUUUACAGUUGAUCAGACCCAAACACCAAGCUUAAAGGUGAAGGUUGCUAUCCUUAAAUACAUAGAAACUCUGGCCAAACAGAUGGAUCCAGGAGAUUUUAUAAAUUCCAGUGAAACUCGCUUAGCAGUGUCUCGGGUCAUCACUUGGACAACAGAACCAAAAAGUUCUGAUGUUCGAAAGGCAGCACAGUCAGUACUGAUUUCAUUAUUUGAACUCAAUACCCCAGAGUUUACAAUGUUAUUAGGAGCUUUACCAAAAACUUUUCAGGAUGGUGCUACGAAGCUUCUUCAUAAUCACCUUCGAAACACUGGCAAUGGAACCCAGAGUUCCAUGGGGAGUCCUUUGACAAGACCAACACCACGAUCACCGGCUAACUGGUCCAGUCCUCUUACUUCACCUACCAACACAUCACAGAAUACUUUAUCUCCAAGUGCAUUUGAUUAUGACACAGAAAAUAUGAACUCUGAAGAUAUUUAUAGCUCUCUUAGAGGUGUCACCGAAGCAAUCCAGAAUUUCAGCUUCCGUAGCCAAGAAGAUAUGAAUGAGCCAUUGAAAAGGGAUUCUAAAAAAGACGAUGGCGAUUCAAUGUGUGGUGGUCCUGGGAUGUCUGACCCAAGAGCAGGAGGUGAUGCCACUGACUCAAGCCAAACAGCUCUCGAUAAUAAAGCUUCAUUGCUUCAUUCAGUGCCUACUCACUCCUCUCCACGCUCUCGAGACUAUAAUCCGUAUAACUAUUCAGAUAGCAUCAGUCCCUUCAACAAGUCUGCCCUCAAGGAAGCCAUGUUUGAUGAUGAUGCUGACCAGUUUCCUGACGAUCUUUCCCUAGACCAUUCUGACCUAGUUGCAGAGUUGUUGAAGGAGCUGUCUAACCAUAAUGAGCGUGUAGAAGAAAGAAAAAUCGCCCUCUAUGAGCUUAUGAAACUGACACAGGAAGAAUCUUUUAGUGUUUGGGAUGAACACUUCAAAACAAUAUUGCUUUUAUUGCUUGAAACUCUUGGAGAUAAAGAGCCUACAAUCAGGGCUUUGGCAUUAAAGGUUUUAAGAGAAAUCCUAAGGCAUCAACCAGCAAGAUUUAAAAACUAUGCAGAAUUGACUGUCAUGAAAACAUUGGAAGCACAUAAAGAUCCUCAUAAGGAGGUGGUGAGAUCUGCCGAGGAAGCAGCAUCAGUGUUAGCCACUUCAAUUAGUCCAGAGCAGUGCAUCAAAGUGCUUUGUCCUAUCAUCCAAACUGCAGACUACCCAAUUAAUCUGGCUGCAAUCAAAAUGCAAACAAAAGUGAUAGAAAGAGUGUCCAAGGAAACCCUUAACCUCCUUUUGCCAGAGAUUAUGCCAGGUCUGAUACAGGGUUAUGAUAAUUCGGAGAGCAGUGUUCGGAAAGCUUGUGUCUUCUGCCUGGUGGCUGUUCAUGCGGUAAUUGGUGAUGAACUAAAACCACAUCUCAGUCAACUUACUGGCAGUAAAAUGAAGCUACUGAAUCUUUACAUCAAACGUGCACAAACGGGUUCUGGAGGAGCUGAUCCCACUACUGAUGUUUCUGGACAAAGUUAGUGAAGCUCAUCACAGCGAACCAGGUCUCUCAAAAGAAAGGACAGAUAGACCACCCUCAUCAAUGAAAGGAAAUUCUCAAACACAUCUUUUGGAACUUACUAUUGUUUCCCAGUUUUAGUUUUUUGUUUCGUUUCGUUUUGUAUUUUCUGUAACAGAGGACUAUCCUCAGUCUGCAUGUAACUUUUAUGAUAGUUAUUCCAAAUUCAAGAAGAAGCAGUAUUAACAUCAAUUGAUCGAUACAAAGUAAUUUUUAAUCUAAUUCAUCAUUUCACAUGUUUGUACUUUGUCUUCCCAUUAACCUUUGCCAGUGUUACGAUUGUAUAAAUUUUUUUAAAUGCUGGUUAAACAGGAAUGCUUAAAGCUUUAAAAGUUUAACAGUCUAAAACAUUUUUGCUUUUAUUCAACUGCAGAAUAAUAUUUUUAUUGCUACUUUGAGUUUUGUUCCGUAUCAUGUCCUAUGCUAGAAAUAUUUAAAUGAUGUGAAAAAAAGCAGGACUAAUUUGAACUACCGCUGGACUCUGUUUGUGUGAUGGUGAUACAUGUCAUUAGUUGCAACUUCUUUGGGGUGAUCUCUAGUUUGAAAACUAAAACCUCAAAGACAGAUGUUACAGAAUCAGCCAGUUCUAUAAAACUGAUAUCGUCUGUUGGUUAUUGAUCUUGCCAUCUUUAUUUAAAACCAUGUCCCUUCUAUGAUCCCUUAAGAAAGCUGCACCAAAUCAUCUGCCUGUUUUUUCUUGAUACUUACUGAAAUAGAAGGUUUUAUUGCAGGGUUUUCUUUGUUUUUUUGGUUUGUUUAUAUCUUUGUUGUGAAUGAUGCUUUUUUUGUAUUUAUUAAUAUCAAAUUCACUUAUGAAUAAACUUGAUAAUGGAAACAGACAAAAAAAUCAAGUGCGUGUGUGUCCUUGACCGUCUUCUGUUUCUCACGUAGUGAACAAACUAAUUAUCAAGACAUGGGAGUGACCAGCACCUUUUAUUUAAAUGGUGAAACCUGGUUUCCUUUUACCAUGAAAUUGUCUUGAAAAUACUGAUCCUGAUGAGAGAGAAGAUGGUGCCAAGGCUAUCUUUGUAUAACGGGCUCAAAUUCUCUACCUCUUCAGGACUAAUACUUUUAACUGAGCUGCUGCCUAUAGUGUCUUUUGGAAAACUACUUAAAGGGUGAUUUUCUGUUACUUUUUAACAAAUUUUUUUUAAUCACCUCUUGCUACACCCAUUCUUUUCAUGUGCAGCUGACUUUCAAAAAUUACCAGUUUUGGUGAAAGGCCAAAUUAGAUAAUUUGGAACCAGGAUACUAAUGAUUUCUCAUCUUGACUUUUUUUAAAAUCCUAAUAUAAAGUGAAUUUGAUUGAAAAGGCAAAUAGCUAUUAGGGAAGCAAUUUGCUAUUGUUACAGAGUUAUCUGUACUUUGUUUAACUGAAAAAAAUGUAGAAAUGUAUGUAAAGAAUUUAAGACAGGAGUACUGAAUGGAUGAUUUGUCAUAGGCUUUCCCCUUCCUUUGUUUCUGUUCGAGCAGCAGGAGAAGUUUCUCUAUAUCCUCUCCCUCUACCUGUAACAAUUUUGUUUUCUACUGUUAAUUACAUUGUGUAUUUAUAGUUCUAUGCUUACUGUUGUGCAUAUACUGGCAAUAAAACUGUACAUAACAUUACUUGAAAAAGUUAAUGUAUAUCAGUUUUUCUGUCUCACUGUGUAAGAAGUCACUCAGUUUUAACUUGAGAAGGUCUUGUAUCAGUGGUGGUCUCUUGAAUUUUCUAAAUUCAUCUGAGGAGAAAAGAUUUUUCAGGUGUAGCAACUACAAUCAAAGGUAUAUAGCUACAUACGCAUGUAUAACAACUUAUCUGUAAGAAGAAAAUGCAUUUUAAACAUUGAGCUCUUCUCAGUAGCAUUUUAUAACCUUUGGAUAUGUUUGUAAUCAUUUCAAAUCAAAAUAUUGAUUUAAUUUUGACCUCUGGUUUAAGAUACUGCUUUAACUAUUGUUGACAACUAAGUAGAGUGACUUAAGCUGAAUAGUAACUCUAACUGGAAAAUUACAUCAAGCCCCUGGCAUCUAAUGGUAGACAGGCAUUCAAGAAAUGAAUUAACUACGCAACGGAAAAGUACGGUUUAAUGUGUCCAAAUGAAAGCUAAUAGAUUAUAAACAUGAAAAAAUUGUGUUUACAAUUCUAUAAUCUCAGUUGAUAAGACUGUAAGAAAGUUAUUGAUUAUUUAAAUCACUAUAUACAAUACACCCUUAAUUUGUUCAUUCCAGAAACAUAUUUAGAUGUCAGCUACUUAAAAAUGGUCACGAAAAGCUACUGUUUAAAUUUUUCCUCCUGCUAUUCUCUCCCAAAUUAAUUAUUAGUGUUGUUCAUUUACUGCACUGCUGAGAACUAAUUAAAAUUAUAUAUUCCAGAUUGUAAAA